AUGUCGGAGUCGGAGGGGUUGUCCAACCCUUCUCCUCUGGACUUGAAAUCCGAUAAUGAUUCGAAUGAUAGACUAUCGCCACCAGCACCACCGAAUUCAGAAUCAGAUUUGGACUCGAAUUUGUAUUCAACAUUUUCUACCGAUGAUUCUUCGAAUAAAAGUUCACCUCCUACGGAAUCACCACCAUCAUCCUCGUCAUCACCGUCGCCAACGUCUUCGCCGCCAUCACCGCCACCCCCUUCACCUAAGAAACAAUCACCACCGCCACCGUCACCCCCUCCUCCUGAAGUACAAUCACCGUCACCACCAUUGUCGGAAUCAUCGCCACCACCUCCUAAGCAACGACCACCCCCACCGGAAAAAUAUCAUGCGCAUGGCAAAGAAUCACCUAUGGGAUACGCUUCCGGGGGUCAAACAGGACAGUUUUGCAUUAGUCAGAAGUCGGGUUUUAUAACCGGGUCGAAGACUUUUUUCACGUAUGAAGAGUUGAUGGAAAUGACUGACGGGUUCGCCCGUGACAACGUCAUUGGUGAAGGUGGGUUCGGGUACGUUUACAAGGGUCGGCUAUCCAACGGUAGUCCCGUGGCCGUCAAGCAACUAAAAGUCGGCAGCGGACAAGGCGAUCGAGAGUUCAGGGCCGAAGUCGAAAUUAUAAGCCGUAUUCAUCAUAGGCAUUUGGUGUCCUUGGUUGGGUACUGCAUUUCAGAUAAUCAAAGGUUGCUCAUAUAUGAUUUUGUUGGGAAUAAGACUCUUGAACAUCAUUUGCAUGGUAAGGAUAUGCCAGUGCUUGAAUGGCCUAAAAGAGUCAAGAUUGCUAUUGGAGCUGCCAAGGGUUUGGCAUAUUUACAUGAAGAUUGUCAACCAAGAAUUAUCCACAGGGACAUUAAGUCGGCCAACAUUCUAUUAGAUGAUGAUUUCGAAGCACAGGUGGCAGAUUUCGGACUUGCUAGACUCAACGACACUAGUCAAACCCAUGUUUCAACUCGAGUCAUGGGGACAUUCGGGUACUUGGCACCAGAGUAUGCAUCAAGUGGGAAAUUGACGGAUAGAUCAGAUGUUUACUCAUUUGGAGUUGUACUUUUAGAACUUAUAACAGGGCGAAAACCCGUUGAUUCGACUCAGCCAUUGGGGGAGGAAAGUUUGGUUGAAUGGGCUCGGCCUCGACUUAUUCAAGCCCUUGAAAGUGGCGAUUAUAGUGAGUUAGUCGAUCCACGGCUCGAAAAGCGUUACGUAGAGAGUGAGCUAUUAAUGAUGAUCGAGGCUGCCGCCGUUUGUGUACGGCAUUCCUCCGCAAAGAGGCCCCGGAUGGCACUGGUGGUAAGAGCACUGGACUUUGAGGGGUCGGACCUGUCCAACGGGGUAAAAGUAGGCCAUAGCACCAGUUAUGAUUCCGAAAAGUAUAGCGAUGAAAUUUCUCUCUUCAGGAAGAUGGCACUCGGUAGUGACACCGGCUCCGAAUGUGAUGCUCUUACAGAAGAUUAUAGUUCCAGGGAAUUAUCACAAGGACAUGGUUCAUGGAAGUCUGAGUAUAGUUCCAAUGACUUCACCAACAAUUAG
Hibiscus syriacus is the source of this 1557-nucleotide messenger RNA. RefSeq names its product proline-rich receptor-like protein kinase PERK13. Gene Ontology annotation, molecular function: protein kinase activity; ATP binding. Gene Ontology annotation, biological process: protein phosphorylation. The record is from RefSeq and is a predicted model, not a curated record. NCBI's taxonomy places the organism in Eukaryota, Viridiplantae, Streptophyta, Magnoliopsida, Malvales, Malvaceae. The transcript is spliced from 8 exons. Bases 1 to 1557 code for a protein of 518 amino acids.